Messenger RNA from Lolium perenne, 2340 nucleotides. RefSeq lists its product as uncharacterized. The record is from RefSeq and is a predicted model, not a curated record. Gene Ontology annotation, cellular component: plasma membrane. NCBI's taxonomy places the organism in Eukaryota, Viridiplantae, Streptophyta, Magnoliopsida, Poales, Poaceae. Gene Ontology annotation, molecular function: protein binding.
CUCAACUGACUAUAUAAUGGGAUGGGGUUCCUUUGGAGAAAAACCAACGACUUGUGCCUCCUCUCUAUUUCAUCUCACAAAGUGAAGUUUGGAAGAAAUAAAAAAGAGAAACUUGAAAAAGGGUGUGGGUGUAGGUACAACUUCUCCUAGCUUGUAGCUCGCGGGCAGUGAUCAUGGACACCACCACGAAAGCAGCCUUCAUGAAUUCUAAGCUGCUAGCACUUGCGUCAUCUGGCUCUUAUGUGAAACUAAGAUACCUUCUUGACUGGCAAGACAUAGAAGCCGAUGGAUUGACGCUCCUGGAGGGAGUAACAGCUGAAGGUGACACUGCACUCCAUGUGGUGGCUGCAUAUGGCCAGGGUUCUACCUUCUUGCCCAGGUACAAAAAAUUAAUUAGUUCCAAUGAGAAAGACACGCUUCAUACCCAAGAACAUUAUGCUGAACGCGAAGCAUUCGAUGCCAUAUAUGGCGAUGGUGAGAAUUUCCUGGAGAGUGCUAAGAUCAUCUACGAGAAAGCGAAGCACCUCCUCCUCAAGCCGAACAAGGAGGGUGACACGCCUCUGCAUUGCGCUGCACGGUCAGGGAAACGUAGCAUGGUCUCUUGUCUCAUUGAUCUCGCUGAGGACGACAAGUUGGAACUUCUGCGGAAAGAAAACAAGAACAGGGAAACAACCUUGCAUGAGGCUGUCCGCGUUGGGAACAAAGAUAUAGUUAAGCUGCUACUGGAGAAGGACUCGGAAUUGGCCAAUAUUCCUGAGGACGCCGCAUCACCUCUGUACCUAGCCAUAGUGCUAAAACAUGAUUCAAUCACGGAGAUGAUCUAUAGUAACAGUGAUAAGAAGAAGCUUUCCUACUCGGGACAAAAUGGGCAAAAUGCAUUGCAUGCUGCCAUUCUCCGAGACGAAGAUCUUACAAAAAAAUUGUUAGAAUGUAACAAGGACCUUACCACACAAAGGGACGAAAAUGGGAGUACACCUCUUCAUUUUGCGGCAGCAGUAACACUUGGGCCAUUCGGGAGUUCAGUCGUUUGUAAGGAAGUAUUGAGAGCUGAUGCUGAUGCCUUAUAUCAACCAGACCAUGCUGGCUUAUUCCCCAUACACGUCGCUGCCUCCGUAGGUGCUCUUGGGAACAUCCACUGGUUUUUUUACCAGAGACCCAGUAGCGUCGGUUUGCGUGAUUCUAAGGGGAAGACAUUCCUUCAUGUUGCUGUUGAGAAAAACAAAAUGUGCAUAGUCUAUUGGGCCUGCUGGGAACCUUCAGUAUCAUGGAUUAUGAAUAUGCAAGACGAUGAUGGAAACACCGCACUUCACCUAGCUGUGGAGGCAGGGAGCCUUCGUAUGUUUUGUUAUUUAUUGGGGAAUCGACAAGUAAACUUAAAUUUAGUAAACAGAAAAGGGAGAACUCCACUAGAUAUAGCACAAUCUAAGAUUCCCCAAGGAGGAUUGUAUUCUCAGCAGAAUAGCGAAGCACUAAUAUUCCGUGAACUCGGACUUGCUGGUGCUAUGAAGGGUGUUCGUCGUACGGAUCGCUUGGAUGAUAUCGAUACUAGUAGAGUAAGAGAUGAUGGAAUUGACAUAAUCGAGGUGCUGAAAGACUCGACGCAAACUCUGUAUAUCGGCUCAGUUCUUAUAGCAUCGGUGACAUUUGGUGCAACUUUUGCUGUGCCUGGAGGUUAUAUAGCUGAUGAUCACACGAAUGGGGGCACUCCAAUAUUUUCUCGGACAUAUGCUUUUGACGCAUUCGUCGUUUCCAACACAUUGGCCUUCAUUUUUUCGGUGACGGCUACCAUUGCUCUCAUGUAUUCUGGAUCUCCUAUGCAUAACCGUGAAAGUCGCAAAGUCCACUUCCACAUAGCCGCAUACUCCCUCGCACUUUCGGUUAAAUGCUUGGCAUCUACCUUUGCACUUGGUGCGUAUGUGGUGCUAGCUCCGGUUGCUCAUAGAACUGCAGUCGCAACAGGCGUCCUGAGUUGUCUUGUUCUGCUAUAUGACAACCUGGACUUUUUCUGGAGACGCCUUCUUCUUCUAGCAGCGGCACGUAAAAGAAAGGGGCCAAUUUCCGCGUUGCUAUGGUUCACAGGUUUUUUAGUGGCUAAUUCUCUAUUCAGCUUUUGGCCAUUGAUAUUUAUCUUUGGUUGGGCCGCAAAUGCAAGCCCCACUCCAAAAAUGGAGCCCUGAAGAAGGAUCAACAAAUAUGUGGUCACACCAGACGAGACAUGAAGCAGUAGCAUUCUUAUAUUUAGUAAGAUGUGCUUUCUGCCUGCCCGCGGCAAAAAUGUAUCUAUCACCUGCAUUAUGAUUUUUGAGACACUUGAUUGAAUAUGAUGUUUAUCCCUUGCAA